Carassius auratus (goldfish) is the source of this 3169-nucleotide messenger RNA. RefSeq names its product solute carrier family 35 member D3-like. NCBI's taxonomy places the organism in Eukaryota, Metazoa, Chordata, Actinopteri, Cypriniformes, Cyprinidae. Bases 78 to 1343 code for a protein of 421 amino acids. The transcript has 2 exons. The record is from RefSeq and is a predicted model, not a curated record.
GUGAAUAUUCAGCAGUGGACUCGGAGCUCAGUGCGUAACACGGAGACGCCGGGAACCCCCAGUCUACGAGGAAAGACAUGGAAGUUUGCAAAGGACGUUUGCUGGGCAUCUCGGUGGCCGUUGCGCAUGGAUUUUUUUCGGGAUCGCUGAAUAUUUUGUUAAAAUUCCUCAUUACGACCUACAGCUUUACGUAUCUGACUUUAAUUCAGUUUCUGACCAGCGGCACUGCGGCUCUCACAUUAGAGGUGCUGAGGAGACUGGGCAAAAUAGAUAUACCACCCUUCAGCUUCCAGUUAGUCAAAGUUUUUGCAAGUGUCUGUAUUUUGGCAACUUUGCAGUCCACAUUAACCCUAUGGUCUCUCAGGGGAUUGAGUUUACCCAUGUAUGUUGUGUUUAAGCGAUGUUUGCCAUUGGUAACGCUCGGGAUUGGAGUGUGCGUACUGAAGAACGGGAUCCCAUCAGCUGGGGUAAUAACUGCUGUUCUCAUCACCACUGGAGGAGCAGCAAUGGCUGGUGCUGGAGAUCUAACAGGUGACCCCUUCGGCUACGUGACUGGCGUUUUAGCUGUGAUCGUCCACGCCUCCUACUUGGUGCUCAUCCAAAAAGCGAGUGCAGACAGUGAUUAUGGGCCGCUCACAGCCCAGUACACCAUUGCAGUGGUGGCCUCUCCCGUUCUCUUCAUCUGUUCCAUUGUAAGCAUGGACGCCAUUAACAUGUGGACAUAUGAAGGUUGGAAGAACCCGUAUAUCACAGGCAUCUUCUGCAUCUGCAUUCUCAUUGGCUGUGCGAUGAACUUCACCACACUGCACUGUACCUAUAUCAACUCGGCCGUCACCACCAGUUUUGUGGGGGUGGUCAAGAGUAUAGCUACUAUCACUGUGGGCAUGUUUGCCUUCAGUGAUGUAAUGCCAACCAAACUGUUUGUGGUAGGCGUGGUAGUGAACACCAUCGGCUCCAUCACCUACUGUGCGGUGAAGUAUCACGAAACCAAAAAGAAGUUAGCCUACCAGGAUAUGGAUGAGUCUGCUAAGGAUGAAGAACUUCCAGGAGAACCUUAUGUGGAACCAGCCAAGCCUGAUGGAGAUAUGGAAACUCUUCCAAAUAAUCUGGAGAGUGUUCCCAAUGGCAGCCUGACAGCAUCAGUUGACGGCAAUGACCAGGGUUCUAUUCGUGAGAAUAAAGUGGCAGAGUCCAUAGAAUUAGAAAGACCGGGGAUCCCGACGGACGAUCCUACGAGACAAUCUCUGAGCGACAGUUACGUAGGGGUCUGGAAAACCAUUCAUACCUUAAAGUUCUUUAAGAAAGACACUUUACUUGACAACAUGGAGGUUCAAAGUCCUUGAUGAUUGGUUUUAUGCUUGAAAGAAGUGCAUGUUUAGUUUAAGUAUUGUUGAACUGAUGGUGUGAACAAUGUUUGGCUUUUUCUCUUCUGAGCGUCAUUUUAUGAAAAAACAUUUAUUUUUUAUAAAAAGGUAUAGUCUGUUUGUAUAUUAGAGGGAGUAUAACUAUAUGACAUUGAGGAAUCCCCAAUAACAGAUGUGCCAAUUUAUUGCCUAAAAAUAAAAUAUCCUUUCAUUUGCGAAUCGGUUUAAACUUACUUUGGGGGAAAAAAUCUAAUAUCUUAAUAGAGAUGGUCUACUAAAAAAUGACAAUUCUACCUUCAUUUAUUAAUAUUCAUAUCGUAUGAUUUUCUUUGUUCUGUGGAGCAUAAAAGAUGAUAUUUUGAAGAAUGUUGGUAGCCAAACCGUUUCAGUUCCCUUUAACUUCCAUUAUGUGGACAACAUUGGAAGUCAAAAAAAUUCUUCAAAAUGUCUUUUUCUUUUUGUGUGUGUUUGUAAUGUCAUGAGGGUCAGUAAAUGAUGACAGAAUUUUUAUUUCUGGGUGGACUAUCCCUUUAAAUUUAUUUUGAAUGAGUAUUUAUGUUUCUAUGCACGCAGUGUCUGUGCCUGUAUAUUUUCUGUGGUUUGUCUACGAAUGCAAAUCUUGAAUAGGAGUGAUUGAAAUAUCCCAUUUGCAUGUAAUAUGAACAAUUAAUUGAAACUGAUUUUACAUCAAAAUUCUGAUCUUUGUGUAUCAUCUUUAAUAAUGCCCACCAAUCGAGAGACAAGUAGAAGUCUUAUGGGGAUCUCAUCACAUCCAAACAAAUUAUCAAAUAUAUUGUAGUGUUUUGGGUUUUGGGACAUCAUUUUUUUUUACUUUUACAAACACUUUUACACAAACUUGCCAUUUGUUGAUCAGUUUUAAAAUCUCACACAGCAGGGGACCUCUGCGUUAAAUUAAAGGGAAUGUCUGUCGAGCUUAUGUUAGCUGACUUUACCAAAUGUUUGAUGCAUUUGAGUGGGUUCUUUUCAGUAAAAGUAGACCAUUAUCAAAACUGAUUCUUUAGGCAUUGCUAGACUACUUUAAAUGCAAAACAUAAUGACAUGUAUUUCUAAAUAUAGAAGUCCUACAUCAUUUUAAAGCAAUAGUUUAGCCAAAAUGACUAUUUGCUGAAUAUUUACUCCGUUUCAGACCAUCCAAGAUGUAAAUGAGUUAGUUUUUUAAUUUGAUCAAAUUUGGAGACAUUUAGCAUUACAUAAUUUGUUCACCAGUGCAUCCUUUAUAUGUAGUGAAUGGGUGCCGUCUGAAUGAGAGGCCAAAAAUCUGAUAAAAACACCACAAUAAUUCACAAACUCCAGUCCAUAAAGUAAUUAUUUUGUGAAGUGAAAAGUUGCAUCUUUCUAAGAAACUAAUUUGCAUCUUGGAAGACCUUGGGGUAAAUUCAGCAAUUUUUUUUUUCUUUAACACCAGGAUAAUGUAUUUAAAUUGCCUUUCAAAUCCUAAUUUUUUGGUUUGUUAGCGGCAUUCAUUAUUCUCAGGCAAAAAGCAUCUUUAUGAAUAAAUGUAAACUAGACUUGAACUAAACUUUAGACCUCUCUGAACAGUAUUAUUUGUUGUUGCACUACAGCAACAGAGGUUUAGCCUACUAUUCAGGGAACAUUCAUGUUACACUCCCCAUGGUUUUCCAUUUAAAAUUAUCUUUGCCUGACAAUGAACAAGUAAAAGCAAAUAAACUUCUCAUGAGUACCAGGUGCUUUUGUUAUGAUGUUUCAGUUAUAAUAGAUGGCACAGCAUGGAGUAUUAUCUCCUUCAUUUUGCUCAAGGCAUAUACGAAAGACAAUUUGCCAGA